AUGAGAUCUCUCACAGAAGAAGAGACACGGACGCUCUUCACGAAGCUAGCUUCCUAUACCGGCCGCAGUCUCAAUGCUCUUAUUACCCCGGCUGAAGAUGGUACCCAGAAUGUUUUCCGCUUGCAAGGGUCCCGGGUUUACUAUGUGAACAAGGAAAUUGCCAACCUGAGCGUUUCAUUUCCUCGCGAUGUUUUGCUCAGCGUUGGAACCCAAAUUGGGAAAUUCACUAAAACUGGCAAGUUCCGCAUCAACCUGACAGCUCUGGAUCUCCUGGCGCAACACGCCCGGUACAAGGUCUGGAUCAAAGCAAACGGAGUUAUGCCUCUGCUCUAUGGCGGUUCGGUUUUGAAAGCCCAUGUGGCUAGAUUCAGCGAGGACUGCCCCGAGAAUGCAGGCGUUGUGAUAUAUGACUCGAACGACGUACCCCUAGGAUUCGGAGUCACAGCAAGAUCAUCCGCGCAGAUCGCAAAAUUGGACCCUACCAGUAUCGCGGUCCACCGUCAGGCGGACUCGGGAGAGUACCUUAGAGAGGAGGAUACCUUGUUCACAACCUAA
Messenger RNA from Penicillium vulpinum, 555 nucleotides. RefSeq names its product ribosome biosynthesis protein NIP7. Gene Ontology annotation, biological process: ribosome assembly. Gene Ontology annotation, cellular component: nucleus. Bases 1 to 555 code for a protein of 184 amino acids. NCBI's taxonomy places the organism in Eukaryota, Fungi, Ascomycota, Eurotiomycetes, Eurotiales, Aspergillaceae. The record is from RefSeq and is a predicted model, not a curated record. The transcript has 8 exons. Gene Ontology annotation, molecular function: RNA binding.